AUGAAUAAGUCACUUAAUGAAGAUAAUUGUCAAACUAUUUAAUUUGCAAGCUGUUAAUUGUCUGAUUAAAAAAAUGAGUCAUUUGAAAAUAAGGAUCACGAACUUUAUAUUCAAUCAAGCAAUAAUAAUAGAGAAACAGAAUAGGAAACUAAUUAAAUAACAAUUUAAGAAUUUCGAGAAGAAAAUAACUCUAUACAACAAGAAGUACAUUUACAAUCUAAAGAAAAUUAUGAAUCUAUCUAAGAAAUUUAAUCUUAACAAAAAGAAUAAGAUAACGAUAAUAUAGAAAAUGAAAAAAAUUACAAAGAUUUAACUGACUUUUAUUUGAUCAAUAAUAUAGAUGAUUUAGAUAAAUUAAGCAAAAAUAUUGAAGAUUGUGUGCAUUCCUUAAAAGAGAGUUUAUUUUUUCAUCAUAAAAUAAUAUUUAAAAGCAAAUAAUUUAUUUUUUUGCAAGGAUGUUUAGGAGAGAAAGACAACCAAAUUUAUAUAUAAAUGACUAUAAUGGAGUAUCCUGAAAAUUUAGUUUUAAUUUUAGGUAUUAAACUUAUUUAAUAAAGAUUAAUCAUUUACUAUGAACAAUAUAUGCUUAUAAUAUAAUAAAGAAUUGAAAAUAGGAUCUAUUUUUUAUUGUAGCGAAACACACUAGGUUAUUUAUGAGAUUAAAAAUCUUAAGAGAGAAUAAGCAAAUAAGAUUUUUAUUUAGCAUAUACUGAACAGCGCAGAAUAAAAUUUCAAUCGAAUCUUUUUAUAAAUAUAAAAAUUAGGAUUUAAAAUUUAAUGUGCUGAUAUUUCUACAAUGUUAAAUUUCUAUGCAAAUACAAAAAAAUCUGAAAAAACUUCAAAGAAUUAAAAGAAUUCAUAUUUUUUAAAAAUCAGUUAUACGACAGGUGAAUUAAUGGAUUAAUCAUUUGAUCAAAAUUUUCUUGAUGCUCAAUAAUAAAACGAUAAUGCACCAACUUAAAGAUCUCAUGAGGAAAAAUCAAAACUUUAAAUAAUUCCUUUAGGAUAUUUUAUUCUCGAUCAUCUUUCUAGUUUAAAUGAUAAAGAUUUAAUAGAUGUUGGUGGAUUCCAUAAAAUUUAUGAAAUAUCUAUACCAAUAGAGGAAAGGAAAACAUUGAAUUUGGCUUAUAAAACUGGAUCAAAUGAUAAAUUAGAAAAAGAAAUAUAGUUUCUAAAUUUAUUACUGUCAAAAAGUUAUUCAAAAUACAUUGUGCAAAUAUACAUAUAUUAAUAAUUUAAAAAUAAUUAUUAUUUUAUGGAAAAUUGUCAUUUCAAAAGUUUAAGAAAUUAUCAAAAAAAAUAUUAGCAGGUUAUGUCUUUAAACUCAAAAAUGAAAAUUUUAAGGUAAAUUGCAAAGGGCCUUUGUCAUCUACAUAAACGUUCAGUUUUUCAUUUAGACAUUAAACCAGAUAAUAUUUUAGUAUAUAUUAAUAUUAUUUAUUAUUAGAUAGAUAUAAAUGGAAAUGUUAAAAUCUGCGAUUUUGGAGAAGCUUAUCAUCCUAGUUAUUAAUAUUAAAGAGAUUCCAUCAAAUAUUCAGUACCUUAUAGCGCUCCAGAAAUUUUAUCACAUCAAUAUUAAAACUUGUCAGCAAAAACUGAUAUUUUUUCUUUUGGUGUAUUAGCGUAUGAACUUUGUUUUGGAAAAAUACCACUUGUAUCAAAUUAUUUUUAUUUAAAAGUAUUUUUUGAAUAAGGAAGAGUACUUAAAAAAAUUCAAAAAUAACCCAUCAUAUGAUAUAGAAGAUGAGAAUUACGGUCUUUUAGAAGCUGGCCCAAGAACUGUAAUUUAUCAUUUAAUAGACUUAACAUAUUAAUGUAAUAAAUUAUUAGGAUUUUAGGUUUAAAGAAGAAGGCAAGAGAAAGGCCUUCUAUCUAAUCUAUAUAGAAUUAUUUAAAAUUCCUUAAAUUAAAAUAUAGUUAAAAAUUGGACGAACAAACCUUUGAUUGA
Molecule: messenger RNA, 1948 nt
Organism: Paramecium sonneborni
Lineage: Eukaryota; Ciliophora; Oligohymenophorea; Peniculida; Parameciidae
Source: the annotation of a GenBank genome assembly